Saccostrea cuccullata (small rock oyster) is the source of this 857-nucleotide messenger RNA. RefSeq lists its product as uncharacterized. The coding region runs from base 51 to 728 and encodes 225 amino acids. The record is from RefSeq and is a predicted model, not a curated record. Lineage: Eukaryota; Metazoa; Mollusca; Bivalvia; Ostreida; Ostreidae. The transcript has 4 exons.
GGCUGUAGACAUUAAAGAAAAGGGAGGCUUUAAGGAGAAGAAAUGCUGACAUGUUGGAGUUACGGAAACAGGCCAGAGAAACCUCCUCUCCCCACUCUCCUGUGUCAGACAGAAGGUUAAAAGUCAGGUUUAGGACACCUUCUUUGUCUCCUAAGAAAACCAUUACAGUUCCAAAAAGAGAUCUCAUUUCCAUCCCCAAAGAGUCAUGGGGAGCAGAAAAACCUGAGAGUGACCUGGACUCCUCACGGCUCGACGGAAGCUCCGAGGCAGACUCACAACUCAAACAGGGACUAGAGGACGGACAGGAAGUCAAGGAAUCCGAGUCUGAACAUAGUAAGAAAGGAGACUCCCUGGACGGAACAGAAAAGUUGUCUUCCCAUCAUAGCUCCACCUCACUUCCUCCCGUUUCCAUGGAAACAACAGAAAAAGAUGGAGAUGAUGAAGUAUUUGAGGAAGCUAAGGUGCCAACACCACAUCCAGAAACACCCCAGCCUGAAAUAGAAAACAUGUCGCCUGUGCAAUCUCCUGUUGAAACAGCAUCAGUUAAGUCACCAGUUGAAGAUGAGCCUGUUGAAAAUGAACCGAUUGAUAAUGAGCCAGUUGAACCACUGGUUCCACCUAUAGCUUCUCCAGACUCUGAAUCAGAAACUGACAGAGGUAGCUCAUGUGUUGUGUUGAGCACGAAAUGUCACUGUGGUUCACCCAUUACAUAUGCAAACAGUCACUAGUUUUCCUGUGUCGUGUAUAUAUGUAGAAUCACUGGCUCACCCUUUUCAUUUGUAUACAUGUACAACCACUGGUCUACCCAAUUUUUAUGUAUGUAUGCAAUCACUCCAUGGUCCACCCUUUUCAUAUGU